Eufriesea mexicana is the source of this 1721-nucleotide messenger RNA. RefSeq lists its product as hypothetical. The coding region runs from base 1 to 1101 and encodes 366 amino acids. NCBI's taxonomy places the organism in Eukaryota, Metazoa, Arthropoda, Insecta, Hymenoptera, Apidae. The record is from RefSeq and is a predicted model, not a curated record. The transcript has 3 exons.
AUGGACCUGCCGACUCCGAGCUACCGGCAGAUACUGAUCGCGAGGGAUCGUUUUCGAAUUCAGGAUCCCGAGUUGAACGAAGUCGUGACCCUGUCGCGGUACCGUCGAACGUCGUUGUGGUUCCUCGAGUGUAUAGAGAAUUGCGACAACGCUCGACGGCUUCUCCUCGACGAGUUUCAAAGAGAUCGAGAGGAGCUGUACGACGAGGAGCAUUAUCGGGUGGACACGGAGAUAACCGCGUCGGUGCCCGAGAACCGACCCUCCACCGCCUUCAACGCGACGCCGUGUUGCACGAGUACGCAGGAAAUACUCAGGCGGAUAUUGGCCAAAGAGUUGCUGUGUCGAAUGUUCAUGGUCGAUCGAUACUCGGUCAACUAUACCGCGCUGUUGUUGGCUUUCUGCAAGGACGAGAAUCCGCGGGACGGAUUCGGGAAAGCUCUCGCGCUCGCCAUAGGUAACCGCGUGUGUACCGACGCUGAAGAGGGCGAGAGAUACGUCGAGGAACUCUUGGAACGGAAGAAACUCGCUCGACCGUCCUUCCAAACUCUCGAUCGCGAGGCUCUCGAGGUGACAAGUAUGGUCGUCGAUCGGCUGAUGCACCGAGUAGCGAGGAAGAUCGAUCGACGUGGGGAUCGCGAGACGAAAGACGCGAGAGCGUUUAAGAGUUUCGACCAGCCGAUGGCUUCGGAGAGCGUGGCGAAGGUGGAAUCGCUGAGCGGUUGCGAGAUCCAGGACGAGCAGCCGUCGAUGGAGUGCACUGCCGAACGUUACGCGACCGAUCCCGAAACGGUCGUCUAUUGGAUCUCUCGCGACAUUUGCCUCACCGUGCUGGCCGCGGCAUUGUCGUGGGACACGUUCAGCGAAGGCAGGGGUUGCGAGACUCUCGUCGAGAGUUUGUCCUCGGUGUACCGAGAAUUAUGGGACCCGAAUCUGAACGCGGAGCAGGACGUGGUACUGGCGCAUCGCCUGCUGAAUCACGACUUCGUGACACGGCUGUUGAACAGAGUCAGCAAGUUUACCGUGAAGAACCUAGACGGCAUAGUCGUGGAGAUUUUACGGGCGAGGGAAAAGGAGCAAGAUCUGGCUGAUACGUUUCCGUGAAAGAAAAAAGGAACAGCGAGUGAACGAAACGCGCGAGAUUUAGGAGGACAAGCUUUAACGGGAUUUAUUGUUUCGAUACAUCACGAGCAGUAACUUGUGAAAAAUUCUAAUCUUCGAAAUUUGAAUUGCGAAAACGUCGCGUAUCGCGUACACGAGGACCGCGUCGCAUGUUUUUCGCGCCAAAUCCGUUUCGCCGUAUCGCUCGAGACGAGACUCGGCCAGCUUUUCGUAGUAAUAUCGGCGAAACGGUCCUCGUGUGCGUGUUCAUCCGCGAAUAUCUCGGCACCUUAAUACCUUAAUGUCAUAAUACCUCGGUACAAGCGACGGAUUACAAUAAUCGUACGUACAUUACACACCGCGUUUGUAAAUCGAUUACUCUCGCAUAAAUACUUAUGUUCUGCUUACGCUACUGCCUUCGUUUCAAUCGUCGUACCUUUUACCUUUUACGGAAUGCGCGCAAAUCAAAUACGGAUCGAACGUUUAAACAAUAAACUUCAUAUUUCUCCAGAAGACUACGAAAAUAUCGAUUUUCUUACGACAUCUCGUAAAAGCGGCCGCUCUAGACGCGCGUGCACGUAACGUUACAACGGAGAUUUGUUUCGAAGGAACAACGAUCGAAA